This is a messenger RNA of Molossus molossus (Pallas's mastiff bat), 941 nucleotides long. RefSeq names its product claudin 15 (gene CLDN15). The transcript has 5 exons. Gene Ontology annotation, cellular component: bicellular tight junction; plasma membrane. NCBI's taxonomy places the organism in Eukaryota, Metazoa, Chordata, Mammalia, Chiroptera, Molossidae. Gene Ontology annotation, biological process: bicellular tight junction assembly; cell adhesion. The record is from RefSeq and is a predicted model, not a curated record. Gene Ontology annotation, molecular function: structural molecule activity. Bases 215 to 922 code for a protein of 235 amino acids.
UGCAGGGAAGCAGAAACCCAGAAAGAGGGAGGGAAGGCAGAAACCUGGAGACAGACCUGAGGCCGAGGCUGCAGCUGUUCUUCCGCCCUUCCCCACCCUCCUCCUUCCCACCCUGCCUUAACACCUCUCUUUAGCCAAAGCCCCCCAAAGUUCCCUGGGGCUCAGCCCUUCUCCCUCUGGGGCCCCAGGUGCCCCUUAGGGCCUGCGUCCCACCAUGUCAGUGGCUGUGGAGACCUUUGGCUUCUUCAUGGCAGCCCUGGGGCUGCUGAUGCUGGGUGUGACCCUGCCACACAGCUACUGGAGAGUGUCCACUGUGCACGGGAAUGUCAUCACCACCAACACCAUCUUCGAGAACCUCUGGUACAGCUGCGCAACCGACUCCUUGGGAGUCUACAACUGCUGGGAGUUCCCGUCCAUGCUGGCCCUCUCCGGGUACAUCCAGGCCUGCCGGGCACUCAUGAUCACCGCCAUCCUCCUGGGCUUCCUGGGCCUCUUGCUGGGCAUGGUGGGACUGCGCUGCACAAACAUUGGGAGCAUGGUGCUCUCCAGAAAAGUCAAGCUGGCGGCCACUGCUGGGGCCCUAUACAUACUGGCUGGUUGCUGCGGGAUGGUGGCCAUCACCUGGUAUGCCGCCAACAUCACCCGGGACUUCUUUGACCCCUUGUAUCCCGGAACCAAGUAUGAGCUGGGCCCUGCGCUCUACCUGGGCUGGAGUGCCUCUCUGCUGACCAUUCUGGGUGGUGUCUGCCUCUGCUCCAACUGCUGCUGUGCUCCCAACAAGGACCCUGCCACCAGCACCCGGCUCCCCUACAAGGCCUCCACAGUGCGGUCCGCUGGCCUCUCUGCCCACCUCCAGCCAGCAGCCUCGGAUGAAAAGGGCGACAUCAGCUUUGGCAAAUACGGGAAAAACGCUUACGUGUAGGAGGCCUGACUUGUGGAUC